CUUUCUCGCAUAGCGCAAGUUGAUGUGUUUCUUCCCGUCUUCUUAACCAUCUUCUUCCUCAUCCAACCAUCUUCUUCUUCACCCAACAUCCAACCAUCUUGUAAGAGCAGGUCCGAGGUGCUCAACCUCGGACGUACGGCAGUAAUUCUUUUACAACCGAAGUAAGGAAUAAAUCCAGAGCUUCCCGCUCGAACAGCAGCAUAGCAGUUAUGAUGGACAUCCUCACAUCAAAUCCCGAAUUUCUUGCUUGGCUCAAUCCCUGGGUAGCCCCGAUUAUUGCUGACUUAAGCAUCGGAGUGUCUACCCCGAGGAUCCACCUCGGGGCUUUGCAGGUCAAUCCAGAGUGCAGAUACGGACUGAAGAAGGACUUUUGGUUUGGUGCAGUUACACUUUGGCACCGUCUGUGGGAAUCUGAACUAAAGGCUCCCUUGUUACUCUUAUCAUGGUUAAAACUAGAUCAGCCCGAGGUGGAAACUCAUCUCAGCCUCUUGGACGAGCUUGCUGCCAUGCAACAGCAGUUUGGUAUCUUUCAGUUAGUACUGGCACAGCUAUUAGCCCGGAAUAAUCCUGGUGAUCCACUCAUCAACCUACUUAAUCCUGCUUCACAACCUCCAGCCCCACCACAAAAUCCUGAACCAGUUCAGCAUGCUCCUGCUAUUAGUGAAUCUCAGGGCCAAUCUCACUUCACGCCACGAGGUGCCCCACCUCCACACCCUGCUGCUGACUCCGUACCCCACCCUCUCAACACCAAUAUUAUACUGGAACCCUAUCCCGCUGGCUUCAGAAUACCACAGCUUGAAACUUAUGAUGGGACGAAGGACCCCGAUGAUCAUUUACAUGCUUUCUACUCUUGCAUGCAGGCCCAGAACGCCUCUGAUGCGUUGAUGUGCAAAAUCUUUCCCUCUACCCUCCGAGGUAAUGCUCGAACCUGGUACUACAGUCGGCCUCCGAGGUCAAUCAACUCUUACAUAGAAAUGGCAUCUGCUUUUGCCACAAAGUUUUCCAGUAGAAGGUUGAUCAGGAAAACCACUUCUGAGCUGAUGCAAGUUAAGCAGAGGGACGAAGAGUCUUUGAAGAAUUUUAUGAGCAGAUUCAAUGAUGCAGUACUGAAGGUUAACUCUUUCGACCAACCUGUGGGAAUUACAGCUGUGAUCUCAGGUCUUAGCCAUGAGAGAUUCCGAGAUAGUCUGCUCAAACAUCCUGCCAACACCUUCAGCGAGAUUAAGAAUAAGAUGGACUUAAGACGUCCGGGUCUAAUGAGAACUGCUGCUGCUACCAGAGACCAUACCAGAACAGCCACGGUUUGUCAGGGAACAAGGGACCAGCAUCAAGGAGUCCGUAACCCACCAAACAGGCAAGGUGUGGGAUAUCAGCAAGCCCCACCCCCGCUCCCACCACCAGUUAGAAUUAUACACAUGAUUACAGGAGGUCUGGAAGCCAGUGGACUAAGCUCUAAACAGAGAAAGUUGUACGUCAGAGAGGUUAAGCAUCCAAACCGCGCCCAGAAACGGAAAUUUAAUGAUGCUGACUGGAAGAAUCAACCUAUUACUUUCACAUCUGCUGAUUUUGACACAGUCGUCACGCCUCACAAUGACCCCCUAGUCACUUCUGUCACGAUCAAUAAUUGUGAGGUGCAGCGCGUCCUUGUUGACACAAGGAGUGCACCAGACAUCAUGUACUUCCAUUGUUUUGAAAGUCUUUGGUUGGAUCCGGCUUUGUUGCAGCAGUAUGAUGGUCCCAUCUACGGAUUCAACAACCAGCCAGUCCCAGUUGAAGGAGUCCUCACCAUGAAUGUUGCGUUUGGAAGUGGCCAGAGUUAUGUGACCCCUUCAGUUAGGUUUCUGGUAGUCAAGAUGGCGUCCUCGUUCAAUGUCAUCAUUGGUCGACCCACACUGACUGAAAUCCGAGCUGUGGUUUCCCAAUCUCACCUAUGCAUGAAGUUCCCAACUCCUACGGGAAUAGCAACGCUGCGAGGCAACCAGGAGGUGACCCGACAUUGCUAUAUCACCUCGGUAACACAACCUCAGAAGGGCAAGGCUCAAACGCCCGAGAUUAAUCCCAAACGGAUUCCUGAUGAUCGGCAAGUUAUGGGUGUUGAGAUAGUAGAUAAUCGACUAGAAGAUGAAACCAGAGCUGCUCCAGUCGAAGAUGUGGAGGAGGUACAGAUUGAUGACAGAGAUCCGAGCCGGAAAACGCAAAUUGGGACUAAAUUGAACCCUGAGGAAAGGGCAGAGCUAAUAGCUUUUCUUCGAGCCAAUAAAGAUGUUUUUGCAUGGACUUCAGCAGAUAUGCCGGGAAUUCCCACUUUAGUUUUUCAACAUAAACUCAGCACCAAUCCCCUCAAGAAACCAGUAGCCCAGAAGCGACGCCUCUUCGGGGGGGAGAGGUUAAAGGUUAUUAAAGAAGAAGUCGAGAAACUCCUACAAGCCGGCUUUAUCAGAAGGGUAGAUUACUGUGAGUGGGUCGCCAAUCCGGUGUUGGUGAAAAAAGCGAACGGUAAAUGGCAGAUGUGCAUUGAUUACACUAACCUCAACGAUGCAUGUCCAAAGGACUGUUAUCCGAUGCCAAACAUUGACAAGCUGGUUGAGGCAGCUUCGGGAAAUGCGAGAUUAAGUCUCUUGGAUGCAUACUCAGGCUACCACCAGGUCCCAAUGGCUCCUGAGGAUGAAGAAAAAACCUCGUUCUAUGCUGGCGAUGAGAUCUAUUGCUAUGUAAUGAUGCCCUUCGGCUUGAAGAACGCAGGUGCCACUUACCAGAAGAUUGUUACCAUCGUAUUCCGAGCUCAGAUAUGACGGAAUCUGGAAGUUUAUGUUGAUGAUAUAGUGGUAAAGAGUUUGAAAGCUGACGAUCACUUAACCGACCUUGAGGAGACAUUCAACAAUCUCAGACAGAAUAGAAUGAGGUUAAACCC
Messenger RNA from Rubroshorea leprosula, 2911 nucleotides. The record is from the annotation of a GenBank genome assembly. Lineage: Eukaryota; Viridiplantae; Streptophyta; Magnoliopsida; Malvales; Dipterocarpaceae.